This is a messenger RNA of Cyclocybe aegerita, 1098 nucleotides long. NCBI's taxonomy places the organism in Eukaryota, Fungi, Basidiomycota, Agaricomycetes, Agaricales, Hemipholiotaceae. The record is from the annotation of a GenBank genome assembly.
AUGGUGGUUGAGAGUCGUUACCCUCCGACCACCAUGUGUGGCCGCUUUGCAUUACGCGUAGAUAGACACCUAAUACAGGAACUGGAGGGCUAUGACGCUGAAGUUGACGAGUGGAUCGACGAAGAAGAGUUUAUUCCACGAUACAACAUCGCACCACGUACUCAAGCUCCAGUCAUCAGGCAUAGAGAUCCUGGUCUUUCACAAUCAACGAAUAAUGAUAGCCAUGUGGUCAUACAGACUAUGAAGUGGGGUCUAGUUCCACAUUGGAGCAAGUUCGAGGACAAGACAUUGAACACGACGAACGCGCGUUCAGAGAAUCUUGUGGAAGGCGGUGGCAUGUGGGCUAGUAUUAAAGGGAAGAAAAGAUGCGCAAUACCAUGUCAAGGAUAUUACGAAUGGCUCACAAAAGGGAAGGACAAAUUUCCUCACUUCACUAAGCGUAAAGAUGGACGGUUACUUCUCAUGGCCGGCCUCUACGACUCCGUCGUUCUAGAAGGAAAAACCCUUUGGACGUUCACAGUCGUCACAACCGAUGCGAAUAAGGAGUUCUCCUGGUUGCACGAUCGGCAGCCGGUCUUUCUGACGAAUCAUGAUGCACUUUUUCGAUGGCUAGACACUUCUUCUCAAGCAUGGACGCCUGAGCUUUCGAAGAUGGUUCAGCCGUAUCACGACGCGUCCACACCGCUCGAAUGUUAUCAAGUCCCUAAGGAAGUUGGCAAAGUUGGCGGGGAGUCUUCAACCUUCAUCGAACCCAUCACCGGUCGCAAGGACGGGAUUCAAGCGAUGUUUUCUAAGCAAAGACAGACAAUGCAAAGCUCUUCUCCGACAAAAACGCCUUCCGCAAAGAGAAGGCUCGAGUCAAGCCCUUCGUCAGAAAGAACAGAUGGCCAACCGUCUCCUAAGAAGCAGCACAAAAUGGACCAUGGCAACGAUUCAACGCAGCCUGAAAGUGCGAAGGCCGUGGUCAUUGAUGUCGAUGUGCCUAGUUCAUCGCAGGCUGACGGAAAGGCCAAAGUGAAGGGCUCACCGAAGAAGCGGAAGAUGGUUAAUGCCCCUGCGGGAAAUAAGAAGAUUAGCUCGUUCUUCAGCAAAUCCUAG